Molecule: messenger RNA, 2370 nt
Organism: Leptinotarsa decemlineata (Colorado potato beetle)
Lineage: Eukaryota; Metazoa; Arthropoda; Insecta; Coleoptera; Chrysomelidae
Biological process (GO): regulation of transcription by RNA polymerase II
Cellular component (GO): transcription regulator complex; chromatin; PcG protein complex
Molecular function (GO): DNA-binding transcription factor activity, RNA polymerase II-specific; RNA polymerase II cis-regulatory region sequence-specific DNA binding
Source: RefSeq, a predicted model, not a curated record
GAAAUAGAUUCCUCAGACCUCAGAUUAAAGGUGCCGCUACAGUAUAUAAUCUGUGGUGUCGCUUUCGAGUGUGUCUUCUGAUUGUUUAUUAUUUUAUUAUUGGGAAUUCUAAUUGUUCAAUUUGUUUAUCAUUCUAUGAUAUUUAUGAGUAUAUGAACACAAACUCACAGUUAGAUAGGAGUCGAUUAUAGUGUAAAAGUACAAGCACAAUAAAAAGAUUAAAGCUAUACGUAUUAUGGUACAAGCAAUAAGUAAAGAUAUAAGAAUAAGACGAGGAACGAUUGAUAAAUCCUUGAUCUCUCUAAUGGCAAACAAUCCUAUUCUCACAAACUUGAAAUGAUUACAGCUUUUUGAAAUCCUAAAACCAUUGGCAAUGUUAUGAUAUGAAAUAUCAACACUUGUUGAAUUUUUAUAAACUCAAAAGUCAUUAUUGCCAAAUUUUUUUAUUUUUUUUGAAGAUUGAAUAAUGACUACUAGUGAAUGCGAAAGUAGAAGUAGGUCCAUUGAGAGAAAACCUGGCUGGGAAGUUUGCAAUGAAUAUAUGGUGAAAUUGGAACCAAGUGAAUUCAAAGCCAAUGAAGGUGAAGAGUUUGACAAUCUCUUCAAUUCCAAAAAAGACUUCAUGGAUUUCAAAAACGACGACACCAGCUAUGAGGAACAGGAAGAAAAAUAUGUUCCACUGAACGUAGAUUUAUCUAUGAUUGAAAAGGAGAUAGGACACAUCAAAAAUGAGGAUAAUUUUAAUAUGAAUGAUGAUGUACCAUGCAAGAAAGAAGUGAAUGACACUUCUAACUGUGCAAAACAGGACGAAAAAUAUCAUCCACUGACAGUGGGUUUGUUGAUUAAUAAGGAGAUGGGAGAACUAAAAAGUGAGGAUGAAGUUGAUAUCAAAAAUGUCAAAACUGAAAUAUGCCAGAAAGAAAUGAAUUACAUUAAUUACUGUGAAGAACAGGAAGAAAAAUAUGCCCCACUGACAGUAGAUUUGUCAAUAAUUAAAGAGGAGGUAGGACGAAUUGAAAGUGAAGAUGAUGUUGAUAUCGACCAAGACCUCAAAACUGAAAUUGUAACCGAGUACAAGAGUUGUGAAAUGCUACACAAUGCACCUACAAGUGCACUGGGUCAGGUUAUGACUCAGGAUGUAAAAGCGUCUGGGAUUGGUCAAAGCACUGGUCCUGAAAUUAUACCACAAGACGUUACUAGUACUAAAACUGGCCAAAUUCAAGAUGAAACUAAUGGAAAUGAGCCUAUCUUGAAACGGGGUGGAAAACAUUCCAAAAAUAAAACUUGUACUGGAAAAAAAACAUUGCUUUGUAAAAUGUGUCCAAAAUCUUUCAGAUUCAGGAGUCAGUUGAAAACCCAUGAGAGGGCUCACAGUUCUGAAAAGCAAUUCAAAUGUAAAUUAUGUACCAAGUCUUAUAGUUAUAGAUCUAAUUUAAUAAUCCACGAGAGAACGCAUACUGGGGAGAAACCAUUUAGCUGUAGGUUCUGCCCAAAAUCUUUCAUUCAAAGCAGCAUACUGCAUAUCCACGAAAAAAUUCAUACUGGAGAAAAACAAUAUCAUUGCAAAAUCUGUUCAAAGUCUUACACUCAUAGCAGUAGUUUGAAAGUGCAUGAGAGAACUCAUACAGGCGAGAAACCAUACUACUGUAAAUUAUGCUUCAAAUAUUUCACUCAUAUAAGUACCUUGAGAGACCAUCAAAGGUUGCAUGGGGGAGAAAAACCAUUUAAAUGCAAAGUUUGCUUAUUAUCUUUCAUGCAAAACAGUAAAUUAAAAAUGCAUGAAAGAAUUCAUUCUGGAGAAAACCUAUUUCAUUGUAAGAGGUGCUCCAAAUCUUACAGUGAUGAAAGUAGCUUAAAAGAACAUGAAAAAACGCAUACUGGAAAAAAACCAUUUCAUUGUGAAAUUUGUUCAAAAUCCUUCCAUAAAAACAAUGCACUAAAAAUUCAUGAGAAGAUUCAUACCGAACAAAAGCCCUUCAAUUGUAAUAUAUGUUCUAAAUCUUUCAAUGAAAGUAUUGGCUUGAAGAGACAUGAAAGAUCUCAUACAGCAGAAAAAACAUUUCAUUGUAAUUACUGUUUGAAAUCUUUCUUAAAAGCCAGUGCACUUAAAGUUCAUGAAAGAAUUCAUACAGGCGAAAAGCCAUAUAAGUGUAAAGUAUGCUCAAAGGCUUUCAGUCAGAAAGGCCAUUUGAAACCACAUGAAUAUACACAUACUCAGGAAAAGCCGUUUCAUUGCAAAGUGUGCACAAAAUCUUUCUCUCGAAAGCUGUAUUUAAGAGCUCACGAUUGUGAAGGAAUGCAGGAAACCAUUUUAUUGUAAUUUUUCUCAAAAUACGGUAUUCUUAUUCGACCAAUAAAGUUUAAUCUUUA